Colletotrichum siamense is the source of this 792-nucleotide messenger RNA. It is a transcript of the gene chyC-1, whose product is annotated as Short-chain dehydrogenase chyC. Bases 1 to 792 code for a protein of 263 amino acids. NCBI's taxonomy places the organism in Eukaryota, Fungi, Ascomycota, Sordariomycetes, Glomerellales, Glomerellaceae. The transcript has a single exon. The record is from RefSeq and is a predicted model, not a curated record.
AUGGGCCGCAUCCUCAUCACCGGAUCCACCGACGGCUUCGGCCUCGGCGCCGCCCGUCAGCUCGUCGAGCGCAAGCACACCGUCUAUCUGCACGCACGCAACGCGGCCCGCGCCGAAGAGGCCAAGAAGCUCGUCCCCGGCGCCGCGGGCGUUUUCGUCGCCGACCUCACCAGCACGUCCGAGACUCGCUCCCUCGCCGAGCAGGCCAACGCAGUCGGCCAGUUCGACGCCGUCGUCCUCAACGCCGGCUUGCUGUACGGGCCCUUCCGCGAGACCGAGUCGGGCGUGCCCGCCCAGGUCUUUGUCAACUUGGUGUCGCCGUACAUCUUCACCUGCCUGUUGACGCCGCCGAAACGGAUCGUGUUCGUCGCGUCGGUGCUGCAUCGCGAGGGCAAGCCGGAAGUCGAGGACAUCUUCUGGCUCAAGAGGGGCGAGAAGGAGUGGAACGAUUUCGAGGCGUACUGCAACUCCAAGUUCCACGUCAUGUGCCUCGUGAAUGCGGCCGCGAAGAGGUUGCAGGGCAAGGGCACGUCGGUGGUGGCGAUGCACCCGGGCUACGUGCCCACCAAGCUCACAAAGUUCGAGGCACCUGACAAGAUGGAAGACGGGCUGGAGACGUAUGUCAUGCUGGCCGAGGGCGAAUACGAUGUGAGUGGAGAGACGGGUCGGUACUUUGAUCCGAAGAAGCAAAAGGGCGAGCCGCUUCCUGCCACCGAAGAUGUAGGCCUGCAGGAGGCGGUGGUGAAGGCUCUGGAGGACUUUACGGGACUGAAGCUGCCGGGCUCUGCCUGA